Messenger RNA from Lipotes vexillifer (Yangtze River dolphin), 531 nucleotides. It is a transcript of the gene INAFM1, whose product is annotated as InaF motif containing 1. Bases 1 to 531 code for a protein of 176 amino acids. The record is from RefSeq and is a predicted model, not a curated record. NCBI's taxonomy places the organism in Eukaryota, Metazoa, Chordata, Mammalia, Artiodactyla, Lipotidae. The transcript has a single exon.
AUGCGGGGCACGAGCUGCGUGGGUGGCGGCGGCGAGAGCCCGGGUGGCGCGGGGCUGAGCGAAGGCCCGCGGGGCCGCUGGCUGCGCCUGGCUCCUGUCUGCGCCUACUUUCUCUGCGUGUCGUUAGCUGCCGUGCUGCUCGCAGUCUAUUACGGUCUCAUCUGGGUUCCCACGCGGCCCCCUGCGGCCCCAGCCGGCCCGCCGCCCAGCGCGCAGUCCUCUCCCUGCGGCGCCCGCGCGGGUGCUCUACCUGCCUCGGUGCCCGCCGCUGCCUCCGUAUCUUGUCUCCUGGGAGCCCCUGGCGGGCCGCGACCCCACCUCGAGCCGCCGCACAGCCGCCGCCGCCGCCGCCACAGCGACCCCAGCCGCCGCCCGAGCCGCCAGACGCCGGCGGAGACGCCGGAGGCCGGGGGGGGCGAGGACCCGGGUAACCCUCCUUUUCACCCAAGAUGGACCGCCGGCCCACGAGAGCACGGCGCCCCCGCCGCGGAUGCGCCGUUCCCGGAUUGGGGUCUGACUCCCUCUUCAUGA